AUGGCUUCAAAAGAUAAAAUUCUCCCAAAGCAGGGGCAGCGGAACGUUUUAAUCACCUCCGCAUUGCCGUAUGUGAACAACGUGCCCCAUCUUGGAAACAUCGUCGGCAGCGUCCUGAGCGCCGAUGUCUUUUCUCGGUAUAACAAAGCUCGAGGACGACCUACACUCUACGUUUGCGGUACCGACGAAUACGGCACUGCGACGGAGACCAAAGCCCUUGAAGAGAAAGUGACACCAGAAGAAUUAUGCAGGAAAUACAACAGAAUACAUGCCGAUGUUUACGAAUGGUUUGAAAUCGGCUUCGACAUAUUUGGGCGCACACCGACCAGACAACAUACAGAGAUCUCCCAGGAUGUAUUCACGAAGCUGUACAGGAACGGUUUCUUGGAAGAGAAAUGGACUGAGCAGCCAUACUGCGAGUCGCAUAACAGAUUUCUCGCCGAUCGCUUCAUCGAGGGUACCUGUCCAACGUGUGGCUACGAAGACGCGAGAGGAGACCAAUGCGACAAGUGUGGAGUUCUGCUUGAUGAUCCUCUAGACCUGAUAAAACCACGAUGUAAGGUUGACGGGGCAACUCCUGUUCGGCGGAGGACAAAGCAUACGUUCCUUCUCCUUGGUAAAUUGCAGCCAAGGAUUGAAGAGUUCACGAAGCUUUCAACAGAGAAGGGUGCUUGGUCGAAGAAUGGGCGAAUUAUCACAGAGUCAUGGCUGAAAAAGGGUUUGAAGGAUCGGGGUAUCACAAGAGAUCUAUCUUGGGGCGUACCCGUCCCUUUACCAGAAUAUGAAAACAAGGUUCUCUAUGUGUGGUUUGAGGCUUGCAUUGGGUACCCUUCGAUCACCGCCAAUUACACUCCAGAGUGGAAGCAGUGGUGGCACAACCCCGACGAGGUAAAGCUCUAUCAGUUCUUGGGCAAAGACAACGUACCCUUCCACUCGGUCAUCUUCCCUGGUUGCCAGAUGGGCUCAGGCGAUAAUUGGACCAUGCUUCACCAUCUCUCAGCCACUGAAUACCUCAACUACGAAAACGGCAAGUUCAGCAAGUCCCGUGGCGUUGGCGUCUUCGGCAACAACGCAAAGGACACCGGCGUACCACCAGAUGUCUGGCGCUACUAUCUCAUGAAGAACAGACCUGAGACGGGCGACACGCAAUUUGAAUGGCAAGCCUUCAUCGACGGCAACAACUCUGAACUGCUGGCCAAACUCGGCAACUUCGUCAACAGAAUCAUCAAGCUCGUCAACAGCCCCAAAGCCUACAACGGUACCAUCCCGGACGCCUUCUCAGCCUCCAACCUCCCCGACACCUUCACCACCCCCCUCUCGGAGAUAACAGACCUCCUAAUCCAAUACCUCGCCGAAAUGGAAGCCGUCCGCCUGCGCUCCGGCAUCCUCCUCGCCAUGAAGAUCGCCGAAGCCGGAAACGGCCUCAUCCAGUCCCACCGGCUCGACAACGCCCUCAUCGCCAACCACCCCAACCUCGCCGCCGCCGUCACCGGCACAGUCCUCAACCUCAUAUAUCUCUGCUCCGCCGUCUUCGAGCCCUACCUCCCCGCCACCUGCGCCUCGAUCCGCGAGCAGCUCGCCGUCCCUUUCCUCCAGAUUCCGUCCGAAGAAGAAAUCGCCGGUGCCGGGGGCUGGAAACCGACGUACCUGAAAGCGGGCCACCGGAUCGGGAAGGCGAGUUAUCUGUUCACGAAGAUAGACGACAGCAAAGCGGGGUACUGGCGUGAGAUGUAUGGUGGGAACCAGGAGGAGAGGAGGAAGAAGGAGGAGGAGGCGGCGAAAAUAGCGGCCAAGAAGGCGGCGAGUAAGGCCAAGGCGAAGGAGAAGAAGGCGGCCAAGAAGGACGGUGCUGGGAAGAAGGAGGCGGAUGGGGAUGGGGAUGGAAAGGCGGUCAAGGGAGAGGAGGCAGCGACCGUGGAUGGAGAGGUGGGAGCGCCACGGGACGAAGGGGAAGUGAGAAUCGAAGAGGGGGAGGCCAUGAAUGAGGUGUUGGAUGGAGUGGCGCAGGUCACGUUGCCCAAGUCUUGA
Messenger RNA from Endocarpon pusillum Z07020, 2028 nucleotides. Its product is annotated as Methionine--tRNA ligase. Gene Ontology annotation, molecular function: ATP binding; methionine-tRNA ligase activity. The record is from RefSeq and is a predicted model, not a curated record. Gene Ontology annotation, cellular component: aminoacyl-tRNA synthetase multienzyme complex; cytosol. The transcript is spliced from 2 exons. The coding region runs from base 1 to 2028 and encodes 675 amino acids. Gene Ontology annotation, biological process: methionyl-tRNA aminoacylation. Lineage: Eukaryota; Fungi; Ascomycota; Eurotiomycetes; Verrucariales; Verrucariaceae.